UGAGCCUCGUGCAUAAUUUGAACUACAUAUAUCAUACCCUACAUCUGGGAACACUUUGUUUAGAAUGCAGACUAGUCGUUUAGGAUGAAAAUGCAAAACUGGAACUCUUACUAUUUAAACAGUAGUGAAACGGACCUAGCACUUCAUCCUGCUUGGCGUUAUAUACCGGUCCAUUAACAGUGAAUGCCACAAAUCUUGUUGCUAUCUCCCUUUACGUAGAAUAUGUAAGAUUUUCCCUUUUAUUCAACCUGUAACAGUGCCGUCGCAUUCUAAAGUCAAAUUUCACAACGUCAAAAAUUCAUUUCAGAUAGUAGGGUCGGACAAAACGACAUCAUUUAGUGACAGCGUCACGAGCAUUUUUCUUCGUAUCACAUCCUACGCUCUUCCUUUUUUCACAUAUAAUCAUCAGCUGUCUAGGAGUAAAAGUUAUUUAAAAAAUGAUGAAAUAUUUUUCUUUUGCUUUUACUUUCCUUAGGACUUUUCGCAUCGAAAGUCAUUCUAAAAUUAUCGCAUUUUGUUUUCUUUCUCUUUCUAUCUCUUUUCAAUUGUCCUCUUCAUAUUGGUUCAAGUGUUAAUUUUCAUUACAGGGUCAUUAUUCUGUUUCUUUGGUGAAUUGAUAACUCAAGUCCUCUCAUUCCUUCUUAACUAUCCAAACUGUCAUGUAGCCCUGACCGAUAUAUACUUUGUUUUCGCUAGAGUUCGGAUGUCACGACAGCUGGGUGGAUACUACAUUUCUCUGUUACCAACCACGAAACCAGGCUUUAAAAGGCCUUCGUCAGGUAGCUCAUAACGCUUAACUAACAUCAGCGUAAGGACAUACGUGUACUUCUUGACUUGCUAGGAUGACAGCAAUGUCUGCCAAACUUCUGACGAUACUUUGGUUCUGUGGUAGUCUUGGCUAUGUGUGUGGAACAGCACCACGCGACGAUGACCUCUUACAGCAAUGAAGCCACAUCGUUACCUCUUUGGACCAGAAAGUCGCAAAAUUGGAGAGUAUGCUUACUGCUAUAGAUUAUAGAAUUAGUCAGCUUGAGAUAAAGCUAGACACUGAAAUGAAGAAGAAAAACUCAGAAAUACUCCAGCUUAGGCAGGACAUGGGGACACUUAAACAAACAACUGACAUGUACAAAUCUGAAUUUAAAGAGAGAAAUGUUGAGAAAGUGGAAUACAAUGUAAAUAAGAAAAGCAAGGCAGAAUUAGCCAGACCAGAAAGAUAUGAGGUGAUAACAAUUCUCAAAGAAGUUAACAUAACGGAAGAAGAAAAUGGAAACAACAACAAAUACAAAGGCCAGAAAAGUAUGGAUGACGAUGAUAGAGUUAACAAUCGCAAUAAAUACACACGUCAGAUACGAAGCCGACACAAACGCGUAGUGUCCACACCACCUAUUGCGUUCCACACGAAGAUGUCAUCAUCUAAGACCAUGUUGACUGGUAACACGUUGAUAUAUGACGAAGAAACACUGGACCAGGGAAAUGGCUACAACCCACGUGACGGGAUAUAUACGGUACCGGUAUCCGGGACUUAUGUUUUCGCCUGGAAAGUUCUCUCCAAAACACAUACUAUUAUCAUUACAUCGCUUGUUGUAAAUGGGGAAGUAAUGGGAAGUUCCGAUUCCGAUUCAGAAGACAUCACUGAUUAUCACCAGUCGACCGCGAUGGUUGUAGUUCCAUUAAUCCAGGGUGAUCAUGUGUUCAUACGGAUUACACGUAUUAACAGUAAUGGAGGCCUUGUCAGCGAUAACGGUCAUGGCAAAGCAACAUUUUUAGGGUGGAAACUUUGAAAAUAGGGUGCCCUUGAUCAUAAAAGUGUGUUGUAUGUUGUCUGCGCGCUACCUUACUUCAUAUUGUAAAAUCUUGAUGUAUCUUGAUAACAUUUCCACAAGGGAAUACCUCGGGUAAUGAACCACGGUAAAUAUCAAGUUUUCUCGCUUAACUCGACUAGAGAUUUCUUAUUAUUUUCUAUAAAAUAUCUCUAUUGAACGUAUUGUUGACAAACUAUCUUAAUUAUAGAUAUCACAGUUGUGAAAAAAAUAAUGGGGAACUACUGAUUUUACUCUGUUUUAAUGAGAUGAUGGAGCGACAUAAAGUCCUCUAAGGUGAAAUUGAAGCACCCCUUGGAAAUUCUACUCGCUUCAACAACAUUUCAGUCCAUUUCCCACUAAAUCAUCCAAUGUGGGUGCGUCAGUCCAUUACUGCACUAAAUUGUUCAAUGAAAAGGCAAUAAAGAAGUAUAUUUCUAUGUACUAAAUUCAUUACAAUAAAAUAUUUCAUCAAUUAAAACUGUAGUUGAUAU
Pecten maximus is the source of this 2293-nucleotide messenger RNA. RefSeq lists its product as uncharacterized. Gene Ontology annotation, molecular function: protein binding. Bases 996 to 1781 code for a protein of 261 amino acids. Lineage: Eukaryota; Metazoa; Mollusca; Bivalvia; Pectinida; Pectinidae. The transcript has 2 exons. The record is from RefSeq and is a predicted model, not a curated record.